Penaeus chinensis is the source of this 3654-nucleotide messenger RNA. RefSeq lists its product as uncharacterized. The annotation marks the transcript as partial. NCBI's taxonomy places the organism in Eukaryota, Metazoa, Arthropoda, Malacostraca, Decapoda, Penaeidae. The transcript has 4 exons. The record is from RefSeq and is a predicted model, not a curated record.
AAUAAUAACAAUGUUAAUAAUAAUAAUGUUAAUAAUAAUAACAAUAACAACAAUGUUAAUAAUAAUAACAAUAUUAACAAUGUUAAUAAUAAUAACAAUAACAACAAUGUUAAUAAUAAUAAAAAUGUUAAUAAUAAUAACAAUAACAACAAUGUUAAUAAUAAUAACAAUAUUAACAAUGUUAAUAAUAAUAACAAUAACAACAAUAUUAAUAAUAAUAAAAAUGUUAAUAAUAAUAACAAUAAUAACAAUGUUAAUAGUAAUAACAAUAUUAACAAUGUUAAUAAUAAUAACAAUAAUAACAAUGUUAAUAAUAAUAACAAUAAUAACAAUGUUAAUAAUAAUAACAUUAAUAACAAUGUUAAUAAUAAUAACAAUAAUAACAAUGUUAAUGAUAAUAACAAUAAUAACAAUGUUAAUAAUAAUAACAAUCAUAACAAUGUUAAUAAUAAUAACAAUAAUAACAAUGUUAAUAAUAAUAAUAAUAACAAUGUUAAUAAUAAUAACAAUAAUAACAAUGUUAAUAAUAAUAACAAUAAUAACAAUGUUAAUAAUAAUAACAAUCAUAACAAUGUUAAUAAUAAUAACAAUGUUAAUAAUAAUAACAAUAAUAACAAUGUUAAUAAUAAUAACAAUGUUAAUAAUAUUAACAGUAAUAACAAUGUUAAUAAUAACAAUGUUAAUAAUAAUAACAAUAUUAACAAUGUUAAUAAUAAUAACAAUAAUAACAAUGUUAAUAAUAAUAACAAUAAUAACAAUGUUAAUGAUAAUAACAAUAAUAACAAUGUUAAUAAUAAUAAAAAUAAUAACAAUGUUAAUAAUAAUAACAACAAUAACAAUGUUAAUAAUAACAAUAAUAACAAUGUUAAUAAUAAUAACAAUAAUAACUAUGUUAAUAAUAAUAAUAACAACGUUAAUAAUAAUUACAAUAAUAACAAUGUUAAUAAUAACAAUGUUAAUAAUAACAAUGUUAAUAAUAACAAUGUUAAUAAUAACAAUGUUAAUAAUAAUAAUGUUAAUAAUAAUAACAAUGUAAAUAAUAAUAACAAUGUUAAUAAUAAGAGGAAUAUUAAUAAUUAUAACAAUGCUAAUAAUAAUAACAAUAAUAACAAUGUUAAUAAUAAUAACAAUAAUAACAAUGUUAAUAAUAAUAACAAUAAUAACAAUGUUAAUAAUAAUAACAAUAAUAACAAUGUUAAUAAUAAUAACAAUAAUAACAAUGUUAAUAAUAAUAACAAUAAUAACAAUGUUAAUAAUAAUAACAAUGUUAAUAAUAAUAACAAUAAUAACAAUGUUAAUAAUAAUGACAAUAGUAACAAUGUUAAUAAUAAUAACAAUAAUAACAAUGUUAAUAAUAAUAACAAUGUUAAUAAUAAUAACAAUGUUAAUAAUAAUAACAAUAAUAACAAUGUAAAUAAUAAUGACAAUAACAACAAUGUUAAUAAUAAUAACAAUAAUAACAAUGUUAAUAAUAAUAACAAUGUUAAUAAUAAUAACAAUGUUAAUAAUAAUAACAAUGUUAAUAAUAAUAACAAUGUUAAUAAUAAUAACAAUGUUAAUAAUAAUAACAAUGUUAAUAAUAAUAACAAUAAUGUUAAUAAUAAUAACAAUAAUAACAAUGUUAAUAAUAAUAACAAUAAUAACAACGUUAAUAAUAAUAACAAUAAUAACAAUGUUAAUAAUAAUAACAAUGUUAAUAAUAAUAACAAUAAUAACAAUGUUAAUAAUAAUAACAAUAAUAACAAUGUUAAUAAUAAUAACAAUAAUAACAAUGUUAAUAAUAAUAAUAACAAUAUUAACAAUAUAAAUAACAAUAAUAACAACGAUAAUAAUAAAAACAAUAAUAACUUUGUUAAUAAUAAUAACAAUAAUAACAAUGUUAAUAAUAAUAACAAUAAUAACAAUAUUAAUAAUAUUAUUAAUAAUAACAAUGUUAAUAAUAAUAAUAAUGUUAAUAAUAAUAACAAUAAUAACAAUGUUAAUAAUAACAAUGUUAAUAAUAAUAAUAAUGUUAAUAAUAAUAAUAACAAUGUUAAUAAUAAUAAUAAUAAUGUUAAUAAUAAUAAUAACAAUGUUAAUAAUAAUAAUAACAAUGUUAAUAAUAAUAACAAUGUUAAUAAUAAUAAUAACAAUGUUAAUAAUAAUAAUAACAAUGUUAAUAAUAAUAAUAACAAUGUUAAUAAUAAUAAUAACAAUGUUAAUAAUAAUAAUAACAAUGUUAAUAAUAAUAAUAACAAUGUUAAUAAUAAUAACAAUAAUAACAAUGUUAUUAAUAUUAACAAUAAAAACAAUGUUAUUAAUAUUAACAAUAAUAAUAAUGUUAAUAAUAAUAACAAUAAUAACAAUGUUAAUAAUAAUAACAUUAAUAACAAUGUUAAUAAUAAUAACAAUAAUAACAAUGUUAAUAAUAAUAACAAUGUUAAUAAUAAUAACAAUAAUAACAAUGUUAAUAAUAAUAACAAUAAUAACAAUGUUAAUAAUAAUAACAAUAAUAACAAUGUUAAUAAUAAUAAUAACAAUAUUAACAAUAAAAAUAACAAUAAUAACAACGAUAAUAAUAAAAACAAUAAUAACUUUGUUAAUAAUAAUAACAAUAAUAACAAUGUUAAUAAUAAUAACAAUAAUAACAAUGUUAAUAAUAUUAUUAAUAAUAACAAUGUUAAUAAUAAUAACAAUGUUAAUAAUAAUAACAAUAAUAACAAUGUUAAUAAUAACAAUGUUAAUAAUAACAAUGUUAAUAAUAACAAUGUUAAUAAUAAUAAUAAUGUUAAUAAUAAUACUAACAAUGUUAAUAAUAAUACUAACAAUGUUAAUAAUAAUAAUAACAAUGUUAAUAAUAAUAAUAACAAUGUUAAUAAUAAUAAUAACAAUGUUAAUAAUAAUAAUAACAAUGUUAAUAAUAAUAAUAAUAACAAUGUUAAUAAUAAUAAUAACAAUGUUAAUAAUAAUAAUAACAAUGUUAAUAAUAAUAAUAACAAUGUUAAUAAUAAUAACAAUGUUAAUAAUAAUAACAAUAAUACCAAUGUUAAUAAUAUUAUUAAUAAUACCAAUGUUAAUAAUAAUAACAAUAAUAACAAUGUUAAUAAUAAUAACAAUAAUAACAAUGUUAAUAAUAAUAAUAAUGUUAAUAAUAAUAAUAAUAAUAAUAAUAAUGUUAAUAAUAAUAAUAAUAAUGUUAAUAAUAAUAAUAAUGUUAAUAAUAAUAAUAAUAAUAAUGUUAAUAAUAAUAAUAAUAAUGUUAAUAAUAAUAAUAAUAAUGUUAAUAAUAAUAAUAAUAAUGUUAAUAAUAAUAAUAAUAAUGUUAAUAAUAAUAAUAAUAAUGUUAAUAAUAAUAAUAAUAAUGUUAAUAAUAAUAACAAUGUUAAUAAUAAUAACAAUGUUAAUAAUAAUAACAAUGUUAAUAAUAAUAACAAUGUUAAUAAUAAUACCAAUGUUAAUAAUAAUACCAAUGUUAAUAAUAAUACCAAUGUUAAUAAUAAUACCAAUGUUAAUAAUAAUAACAAUGUUAAUAAUAAUAACAAUGUUAAUAAUAAUAACAAUGUUAAUAAUAAUCAUAAUAAUGAAAAUAAUGAUAAUAAUGAUAAUUAUGAUAAUAAUGAUAAUAAUGAUAAUGAUAAUAAUGAUAAUGAUAAUAAUGAUAAUGAUAAUAAUGAU